AAAUAAAUAAAAAUAUGUUAAAUCUUGAAAAUAUAGAUUUAGUGAAUAGCACUUCAGAUUAAAUAAAAGUAUUGUGUUAUUCGUUCUUUAUUUGGACAUCAAUAUUUGCAAUAGUAAAUUAGAAAGUCCAUUUAAAGAAUCAUCCAAAGAAAGUUUAAGAUGAUGUCAAAAAUAGAAUAGUGUCAAUCAUUCAUGGAUGUUUAACAUUUUGGGCUGCUGCAUAUAUUAUAUUGGGUAAAUGAGAUUAGCAUUUAGAGUUGAAUAACCAAGUUUUGGUGCACCUAAUUCUUAGAUGAUGCAAUUUACUAUGAUAAUUAGUACGUCAUACUUUAUUUAUGAUUUCCUUGCCUGUCUAUAUUAUGACCUUGCUGAUAUGUCUUUAGUAUCUCAUCAUUCUUUAGCCAUCUGUGGAUAUGCUGUAGCUACUAUUUCUAAAUUUGGUGCUCCAUCUUCUAUUUGUAAAUUCUUAUUUAAUAAUAACAAGGGGGAUUAAUGUCAGCAGAAGUAUCCAAUUUCCCUAUGCAUAUGAGAGUCAUCUUUAGAUAAGUUGGAUUACGUCAUACUAAACUUUAUGAAGCAUGUGAAUGGACAUACUUUGGUAUUACGCUUUUUCUAUUUUUAGCUUUAUAUAUAAUAUUCAGAGGUUCAUUAGUCCCUUAUAUGGUAUGGAAUACAUGGCCAUAAAGAGAUGUUCCUUUAUUAGUCAAAAUUACAGCAACAGGAUUAUUCUUAUAAUCACUAUACUUUAUUUUUGAGUACAUCCAAAUAUUUAUAUUAUUUUUAGAAUGAAAAAGAUUCUUACUAGAUAAUAUUUCUAGUUUCAAGAAAGAAAAAAGAAAAAUAUUCAUCAUUUUUGGUUUAGCGUUAAUCCAAAAGUUUAAGAAUUAUCUUAUAUCAACAAUUAAAAAAAAGAUAAAGUUUUUUGAGUAUUAAUAC
Molecule: messenger RNA, 936 nt
Organism: Paramecium sonneborni
Lineage: Eukaryota; Ciliophora; Oligohymenophorea; Peniculida; Parameciidae
Source: the annotation of a GenBank genome assembly